UCGCGGAACCAAGGAAUGGAUGCUUAUAAAUAUCAGGACAACUAUGAGGGCUAUGCCCACACGGACGGCUAUUAUCCCGGCAAUGAGUCCAACCCAGAGGAGGAUGCACAGAGCGAUGUUACCGAGGGCCAUGACGAGGAGGAUGAGAUCUAUGAGGGGGAGUACCAGGGCAUCCCUCACCCGGAUGACGUCAAGGCCAAGAAGACCAAGAUGGCGUCCUCCAGGGAGGAGGACCUUCGGGGCCAGGCAGACCUGAUGGCUGAAAGGAUGGAAGACGAGGAGGAGUUGGCUCAUCAGUAUGAGACCAUCAUGGACGAGUGUGGCCACGGGCGCUUCCAGUGGAUCCUGUUUUUCGUCUUGGGUUUGGCCCUGAUGGCGGAUGGGGUGGAGGUGUUUGUGGUGAGUUUUGCCCUGCCUAGCGCCGAGAAGGACAUGUGUCUGUCCAGUUCCAAGAAAGGAAUGCUUGGGAUGAUCGUCUACCUCGGAAUGAUGUCGGGGGCCUUCGUCCUGGGGGGCCUGGCUGAUAAGCUGGGGAGAAAGAGAGUCCUCAGCAUGUCUCUGGCCCUCAACGCCUCCUUCGCCUCCAUCUCCUCCUUCGUGCAGGGUUACGGAGCCUUCCUUUUCUGCCGACUCAUCUCGGGCAUCGGUAUUGGUGGAGCUCUGCCCAUUGUGUUUGCCUAUUUCUCUGAAUUCUUGUCUCGGGAGAAGCGAGGGGAGCACCUCAGUUGGUUGGGCAUCUUCUGGAUGACCGGGGGCAUCUAUGCGUCUGCCAUGGCUUGGAGCAUCAUUCCGCACUAUGGCUGGGGCUUCAGCAUGGGCACCCACUACCACUACCACAGCUGGAGGGUGUUUGUCAUCGUCUGCGCUCUGCCCUGCACCGUGUCCUUGGUGGCCCUGAGGUUCAUGCCCGAGAGCCCACGGUUUCUGCUGGAGAUGGGCAAACACGACGAAGCUUGGAUGAUUCUCAAGAAAGUCCAUGACACCAACAUGAGAGCUAAGGGGACCCCGGAGAAGGUGUUCACGCCCUCCACAGAAAAUUACUACGGCCUGACCGUUUGGUUCCCCGACAUGAUCCGGUAUUUUCAAGAGGAAGAAUACAAGUCCAAGAUGAAGGUAUUUUUCGGCGAGCACGUGUUCGGUGCCACAAUCAACUUCACGAUGGAAAAUCAGAUCCACCAGCACGGCAAGCUUGUGAAUGACAAGUUCACAAAGAUGUAUUUCAAGCACGUUCUCUUUGAAGACACGUUCUUUGAUGAGUGCUAUUUUGAAGAUGUUACAUCCACGGAUACCUAUUUCAAAAACUGCACCAUCGAAUCCACCAUCUUUUAUAACACAGACCUCUACGAGCAUAAGUUCAUCGACUGUCGCUUUAUCAACUCGACCUUUCUGGACCAGAAGGAGGGCUGUCACAUGGACUUGGAGCAAGACAACGACUUCCUGAUUUACCUGGUCAGCUUCCUGGGCAGCCUGUCCGUCUUGCCGGGAAACAUCAUCUCCGCCCUGCUCAUGGAUCGGAUCGGGAGGCUCAAGAUGAUCGGUGGCUCCAUGCUGAUCUCUGCGGGCUGCUGCUUCUUCCUGUUCUUCGGCAACAGCGAGUCGGCGAUGAUCGGCUGGCAGUGCCUGUUCUGCGGGGCCAGCAUCGCGGCCUGGAACGCUCUGGACGUGGUCACCGUGGAGCUGUACCCCACCACCCAGAGGGCAACAGCCUUUGGCAUCCUCAAUGGAUUAUGCAAAUUUGGAGCCAUCCUGGGAAACACCAUCUUUGCUUCUUUUGUUGGGAUAACCAAGGUGGUCCCCAUCCUUCUGGCUGCCACUUCUCUCGUUGGGGGCGGCCUGAUUGCUCUUCGGCUGCCAGAGACCCGAGAGCAGGUGCUGAUGUGA
This is a messenger RNA of Myotis lucifugus (little brown bat), 1881 nucleotides long. RefSeq names its product synaptic vesicle glycoprotein 2B (gene SV2B). The record is from RefSeq and is a predicted model, not a curated record. Bases 16 to 1881 code for a protein of 621 amino acids. Lineage: Eukaryota; Metazoa; Chordata; Mammalia; Chiroptera; Vespertilionidae. Gene Ontology annotation, cellular component: membrane. Gene Ontology annotation, molecular function: transmembrane transporter activity. Gene Ontology annotation, biological process: transmembrane transport. The transcript is spliced from 11 exons.